UCCGCAGUCUCUGGUCAUCCCCUGUACUGUGCCCGCAGUCUCUGGUCAUCUCCUGUACUGUGUCCGCAGUCUCUGGUCAUCCCCUGCACUGUAACAUUCCAUCUAAGGGAAAGGGACACCGCCCUUAAUAAAUAGAAUAAAUCCUUACAUAAACCACCACACUCCUGUACUAUGUCCGCAGUCUCUGGUCAUCUCCUGUCCUGUGUCCGCAGUCCCUGGUCAUCCCCUGUACUGUGUCUGCAGUCUCUGGUCAUCUCCUGUACUAUGUCUGCAGUCUCUGGUCAUCCCCUGUACUGUGUCUGCAGUCUCUGGUCAUCCCCUGUACUGUGUCUGCAG
Staurois parvus is the source of this 336-nucleotide messenger RNA. Lineage: Eukaryota; Metazoa; Chordata; Amphibia; Anura; Ranidae. The record is from the annotation of a GenBank genome assembly.